Messenger RNA from Perkinsus marinus ATCC 50983, 897 nucleotides. RefSeq lists its product as hypothetical. Lineage: Eukaryota; Perkinsozoa; Perkinsida; Perkinsidae. The transcript is spliced from 7 exons. The record is from RefSeq and is a predicted model, not a curated record. The coding region runs from base 1 to 897 and encodes 298 amino acids.
AUGUCCACAUCGCCCUUCGUUACUGGUGUUGUAACACGAGUAAAGAAUGCACUCACUGAAGAUCAAGAACGUGCUUUACGGGAUGAGCUUGCCAGGGUUGAAUCAGCCAACCUAGAUGGCAAAUUCACCGAGUCGUUGAAUGACUUAGUCGAGAAACGGCUGAUGCAGAUGGUGAGUGACAGAAGGGCUGCUGGGGGACCGCAAGGAGGAUGCGAUGACGACAUUGACACUUUGGCUUCCAACAGCGACUUCGUGCUACCUUUCCUUAAGCAACUACUCAAUGAGUAUCAAAGAGGCAACUGGCCUAAAAAAGCUACCGCCCUGACUGUGAACAUGGGCACGAUCGUUUCUGGUAUCACCGGUGCGCAGAGGGCCGAAAAGGAAGCUGAGCUACUGGCUGGAAUGAAAGGUGUAGCGUCCGUCACAACCGAUUCCGACCAAGCGCCGAUACGUUCUGAGAACAUUGAGACUUUGAUUCACUCAAGACCAACAGGGAUGGACACCACUGAAGUCGGACGCGGGAACCUCACCGUAGCGGAGAGUCCCGACAAAGGGUGGUUCUGUGAGAGUUGCAAUAGAGCUGUUUAUGAAUUUGCAUGCAAGUCGUGUGGCUCUACUAUUAAUAACAGAAUUAGGAAUGGACGGCGACCGAGGCUGAAACCAGGACAGUGGGAAUGUUGGGGAGCAGAUUGUAAUUAUCUCAACUACAAGCAGCACAGUAUUUGCCGGAAGUGCGGUAGGGAUAAAAAUGUGGAAGAGGAUGACACGUGGCCUGACAAGAGACAAGUGUUCGAGCCUCUCGACCCACUACUGGACGCCCCACAGAAGGAAUUCGACUUCGCCGCGGAGAGGUUGAAGACGGAGGCGUUAAAGGUAAUCGUCUAUAAUGAGUACUAG